Messenger RNA from Penicillium olsonii, 4527 nucleotides. The record is from the annotation of a GenBank genome assembly. NCBI's taxonomy places the organism in Eukaryota, Fungi, Ascomycota, Eurotiomycetes, Eurotiales, Aspergillaceae.
AUGGCGUCUGCCGACGCGGAGAAGACGGAGCAUAAGAUUGAGGGUGCCGUCGAGACAGCCCAGGAGCUGCACGAAGACCCGAAAUCCAAUGUCAAUCCAGAUACAGUCGAACAGAAGGUCGUCGACGACGCCCAAGAAGCUGGCGUCGCCGCAUACCAAUUCGACCCCGACGCUUCACCAGAGGACAAGGCAAAUGCCGCCAAAGGGCGGCUGCCGCCUGAUUUCCACCACCCGCGCAAGCCCAAGGGCAUCGCGGUGAUCACAGACAAGGAUGAUGGGAAAGCAGACUAUGACCUACCACCGCCGCAAUCCGCGACCGCCAUUAUGGCCGACGAAGCCACGAAAGCCGAGGAAGGAAAGCCAGUCGACGAUGACCUCCGAUGGGCGCGCGAUCGAACAGGCUGGGCUCCAAAGUUUGUCACUGAGAAGCUGGAGGGUGAUGACGACGAGGGCACGUUACUGGACCACCAGACCUUCCUGGAAGGAAGAAUUCCUGACAAGUUCUUCGGUGACUGGUACCACAAUGCGGGUAUCAUCAUCUUCGCUUGUCUUGCCUCAUGGCUGAUUGCGGUCGUGGGCGGUGGUAUCGGUUGGGUUCUGCUGAUCAUGGCAACUUGCAGCACGUACUACAGGACGUCCAUUCGACGUGUGCGCCGUAACUUCCGUGAUGAUAUUAGCCGCGAAAUGUCCAAGGCGCGCCUCGAGACGGACACUGAGAGUUUGGAGUGGAUUAACAGCUUCCUGGUCAAAUUUUGGCCUAUCUAUGCCCCGGUCCUCUGUGAUACCAUCAUCAACUCCGUCGACCAGGUUCUCAGCACAUCUACCCCGGCGUUCCUGGAUAGCUUGCGCUUGAAGACCUUCGUCCUCGGAAGCAAGCCUCCUCGCCUGGAGCAUGUCAAGACAUACCCCAAGACCGAGCCUGAUACUGUGAUCAUGGACUGGAAGUUCAGCUUCACCCCCAAUGACAACAUGGACUUGACUGCUCGCCAGAUGAAGGAUAAGAUCAACCCCAAGGUAGUGCUUGAGGUUCGUCUUGGAAAGGGCGUGCUCAGCAAAGGCCUGGACGUCAUUGUCGAGGACAUGGCUUGCUCGGGCCUCAUGCGCGUGAAGGUCAAGCUCCAGAUCCCCUUCCCUCACAUCGAGCGCGUGGAUGUCUGCUUCUUGGAUGCGCCCGAACUCGACUACGUGUGCAAGCCUCUUGGUGGUGAUCACCUCGGAUUCGAUAUCAACAUCAUUCCCGGCCUAGAGACCUUCAUCAAGGAUCAGAUCCACGCCAACUUGCAGCCCAUGAUGUACGACCCGAACGUCUUCCCUAUCGAAAUUGCCAAGAUGCUUGCUGGAAACCCCGUUGACCAAGCUAUUGGUGUUGUGGCCAUUACUCUGCACGGUGCUCACCAGCUUAAGAACCCGGACAAGUUCUCUGGUACACCUGAUCCCUAUGCCGUGGUGUCUCUGAACAACCGCAAUGAGCUCGGUCGCACCAAGAUUAUGCACGACACGGACAGUCCCCGUUGGAACGAAACCAUUUAUGUCAUUAUUACUUCUUUUGCGGAUGCUUUGUCAAUCGCUGCAUAUGACUGGAAUGAAUUCCGCAAGGAUAAGGAAAUGGGUACAGCUAGCUUCGCUUUGGACAAACUUGAACAGGAGCCUUCUCACGAGGGCAUUUACCUGGAAGUGCAGGCCAGUGGCCGCCACCGUGGUGCUAUCCAGGCUGAUAUCCGCUUCUUCCCCGUUCUCGAAGGUCGCAAGAAUGAGGCCGGCGAGGCUGAACCUGCCCCCGAGCUCAACACCGGUAUCGCACAAUUCACCAUCGAGCAGGCCAAGGAUCUUGAUGGAAGCAGAAGUAUGGUUGGCAAACUAAACCCGUACGGUGUCCUGCUUCUCAACGGAAAGGAAAUCCACAUCACGAAUAAGCUGAAACGCACCAACAACCCUAUCUUCCAGAAUGCCUCCAAGGAGUUCCUGGUUACUGACCGCAAGAACGCCAAGCUGGGUCUGAUUAUCAAGGACGACCGCGAUAUUAGCAGGGAUCCCAUCAUCGGCCGCUAUCAGAUUAAGAUGAACGACAUGAUCAAGAUGAUGGAACGUGGCCAGCAAUGGUUCCACCUCCACGGUGCUAAGGAUGGUCGUGCCAAAAUGACUCUGAACUGGAAGCCUGUUGCUCUCGGUGGUGUCGGCAGCGCUGGCUACAUCGACCCCAUUGGUGUCAUGCGCUUCCACUUCAAGCGUGCAACAGACCUGCGCAAUCUUGAGGCAAUGGGCAAGUCCGACCCCUACGCUCGUGUGCUGCUUUCUGGUAUGACUCGUGGCCGAACCGUUACCUUCCGGAACAACCUCAACCCCGAGUGGGAUGAAGUAGUGUACGUGCCUGUUCGUAGCGCCCGCGAGAAGCUUACUGUCGAGGUAAUGGAUGAAGAAACCAUCAACAAGGACCGAACUCUUGGCUGGUGCGAUCUGAAUGCCUCGGACUUUGUGCGCGAAAACGAAAACGGCGAGUAUGAGAUCGAUGAUGAGAAGCAGGCCAUUACUAGCUCCUUGAGUAUCAGCGGUGGCGCUAAGAAGGGAGAGCUUCACUACGAUGUGGCCUUCUUCCCGUCUGUGCCUGUUGUCAACCCCGAGGAUGAGGCAGAGGAGGAAGAAGAGGAGGAGGUCCCCGGUACCCCUGGUCCCGACUCUGUUGACUUCCGCAAGAGCAUGGAAUCUCGCCCCAAGACACUGCACACGAAGUCUGCGAGUGUUGACUCAAAGGCUUCCAAGGCAUCUAAGGCGUUGUCCAAUGGUACUGCCCCCAACGGCACUAAUGGUAAUGAUGAGCCUACCACCAAUGGCCGCACAAGCCUAGAGACCAAUGGAUCUCGUCCAGUGACUGGACCUCAGUCUGAAACUGCGUCUGUUCGAUCAAUCAAAUCGAUUCCCCGCACUUUCGUCAGUGCUGAUGAUCUCGAGAAAUAUGAAUCUGGUUUCAUCGUGUUCAAGUUCCAUGAAGGUCAGCUGGCACAUGCCCACGUGCAGCUUGAAGUCUUGAUGGAUGACUACAUGUUCCCUGCAUACGUCUCAUCCAAGAUCCACACUACGACCGCCAAGUUCACUGACGUCGGUGAGGCUUUCGUUCGCGAGCUCGAGUUCUCCAAGAUUACCCUGCGUCUCGUCAAGAAGGACGACCCCAAGGACUCCAGCGAGGAGCACACUGUUGCCAAGCUGACUGGUGAUACUCUGCCAACACUCAUGCGCAUGCUAUAUACCCCCACCGAGCUGGUUCUGCGCUCCACUGAUGGCGAAGUCAGCAAGGUUACCGUCAGCGCUCGUUACAUCCCCACCCAGAUGAAGCUCGACCCCAUGGAGAGCAUCAACAACAUGGGUACGCUCCGUGUCGAUGUUCUCGAUGCUGCCGAACUCCCCGCUGCCGACCGCAACGGCUUCUCCGACCCGUACUGUAAGUUCCGUCUGGGUGAGGAGACCGUUCACAAGACCAAGGUUCAGAAGAAGACGCUCCACCCUGCCUGGAACGAAUUCUUUGAGACCCCUAUCAAAUCUCGCAUUGGCGCCAACUUCCACGUUGAUGUCUGGGACUGGGACUUUGGUGACUCGGCUGAUUGGCUUGGCGCAAGCCCUAUCGACCUGGAAGACCUGGAGCCCUUCGUCGGGAAGGAAGUCACACUUCCUCUGAAUGGCAAGUCAGGCGUUAUCCGCCUGAAGCUUCUCUUCAAACCUAGCUACGUUAUUCGCUCCCGCCAAGGCUCCUCCACCUUCUCCGGCACCUUCGCUGUGCCCGGCAAGAUUGUCGGAGCUCCCGUGAAGGGUGUCGGCUUCGUCGGUGGCAACGUUGUCCGCGGUGCCUCGUUCGUCAAGCAUGGCAUCAUGUCUCGAUUCGGCAAGGACAAGAACGAGGACGCCUCUUCAAUUGCCGAAGAGGAUAAAGAUCGUCUCGCCCCGAGCGCCUCGAUCGCCGACUCCGCUCCCAACACCCCGCAGAGGGAGCACUCUCGCAACCGCAGCAACGCCUCGCAGUACGGUGACCGCCUCAGCGUCAUCGGAUCCGCGUCUGGAGAGAAGGGUGUCGCCAACAUCAGCCUGGUCUCAGCCGCCAACUUCCCUACCAACGCCAACCUGCGCGUGACCAUCCGCGUCGUUGGUCCCAAGGGCGCAAAAGAGGUGCACAAGUCCAAGACCCACAAGAACUCCUCUGGCACAGUCAACUACGACGAAGCAUUCCGGGUGCCCAACACCACUGCCGACGCCCAGUACCAGAUUCGCGUCGUCGACCACGCCACCUUUGGAUCCGAUGAGGUCCUUGGUGAUGCCCUGUUCUUCGUUGAUGACCAGGGCUCCAUUGCCGGCCAGGACAAGGUCGUCACCGUCGGCGCUGGUGUUGUCACUCUUCGGUCCAGCUUCGCGCCUUCGGAAUCCAGCUUGCGACCUACGACUUCGGGGUCUACGGCUGCUGAAGGGGAUGGUUCUGAGAGUCCCGAUUCCCGGAAGAUGCCUCGCCGCAGUUUCUUGAGCAAGCGCAGUGUCAGUGGGGCCUGA